Tachyglossus aculeatus (Australian echidna) is the source of this 8696-nucleotide messenger RNA. It is a transcript of the gene CPD, whose product is annotated as carboxypeptidase D. Gene Ontology annotation, molecular function: zinc ion binding; metallocarboxypeptidase activity. The transcript has 21 exons. The record is from RefSeq and is a predicted model, not a curated record. NCBI's taxonomy places the organism in Eukaryota, Metazoa, Chordata, Mammalia, Monotremata, Tachyglossidae. Gene Ontology annotation, biological process: proteolysis. Bases 82 to 4242 code for a protein of 1386 amino acids.
CGACUGGCCGCGGGCUCGGGGGGCGGGGCCAGGGUUGCUAGGCGACGCUCGCAUCCGGAGGGCCUGAGGUGAAGCUGGAAGAUGGCGAGCGGCGGAGGUCGAGGCGCGGGGCUGCUGAUGCUGCUCCUGCUGCUGCUCCGGGUGUUGAGCCCGGGUUCGGCGGCGCACAUCAAGAAGGCGGAAGCGGGUCCGUCCUCCUCUUCAUCCUCCUCGUCGUCGUCGUCGUCCUCCUCCGCGGCGGCGUCGGGGCUGUUCGACCGCUACCUCCACGAAGCGGAGCUGGGCCGGGCGCUGCGGGCGGCGGCCGCGGCGGGGCCCCCGGGCCUGGCGCGCCUCUUCAGCAUCGGCCGCUCGGUGGAGGGGCGGCCGCUCUGGGUGCUGCGCCUCACGGCCGGGCUGGGCCCUCCGGAUCACCAGGACGACGACCGCGACGACGACGACGACGACGAGGAGGAGGCCGGGCCGCUGGUCCCGGGCCGGCCCCAGGUGAAGCUGGUGGGCAACAUGCACGGCGACGAGACGGUGUCGCGCCAGGUGCUCGUCUACCUGGCCCGCGAGCUGGCCGCCGGCUACGGCCGCGGGGACCCGCGCCUCACCCGCCUCCUCAACACCACCGACGUCUACCUGCUGCCCAGCCUCAACCCCGACGGCUUCGAGCGGGCCCGGGAGGGAGACUGCGGCGGAGGCCUGCCGGGAGGAGGAGGAGGAGGAGGCGGUCGCGACAACAGCCGGGGCCGCGACCUCAACCGCAGCUUCCCCGACCAGUUCGGCAGCGGCGGCGCCCCCGACCCCGUCGACGUGCCCGAGGUGCAAGCCCUCAUCCGCUGGAUCCGGCGGAACAAAUUCGUGCUCUCCGGAAACCUGCAUGGUGGUUCGGUGGUAGCAAGCUAUCCUUUCGAUGAUUCUCCAGAGCAUAAGGCCACCGGAUUCUACAGCAGAUCCUCAGAUGACGAAGUCUUUAAAUAUCUGGCAAAAGCUUAUGCUUCAAACCACCCUAUAAUGAAAACUGGUGCUCCACACUGCCCAGGAGAGGAAGAUGAGACUUUCAAAGAUGGGAUCACCAAUGGAGCUCAUUGGUAUGAUGUGGAAGGUGGCAUGCAGGAUUACAACUACGUGUGGGCAAACUGCUUUGAAAUCACCUUGGAGCUCUCGUGCUGCAAAUACCCUCCUGCUUCUCAGCUUCGACAGGAGUGGGAGAACAAUCGUGAAUCUCUAAUUACGUUGAUUGAAAAGGUCCACAUUGGAGUAAAAGGAUUUGUUAGGGACUCUGUCACUGGAUCUGGCCUGGAGAACGCAACCAUCAUGGUAGCGGGUAUUAACCAUAACAUCACAACGGGCAGAUUUGGGGACUUCCACAGAUUACUCGUGCCUGGAACCUACAACCUCACAGCAGUUUUAACUGGGUAUAUGUCGAUGACUGUGGAUAACAUUUUGGUGACCGAAGGACCAGCAAAAGAAGUGGACUUUUCCUUGAGGCCCACAGUGUUUGUGCCAAUCCUGGACCCUACUCAGGCAGUGACAGCUAGCACCAUUUCUAUCACUAAUGCUCCUACAACAACCUUGUUCCACCAGCAAAUUCAGCCUAAAGACUUUCACCACCACCACUUCCCUGACAUGGAAAUCUUUCUGAGGAGGUUUGCCAAUGAUUAUCCAAACAUCACACGGCUCUAUUCACUAGGAAAAUCAGUGGAGUUGAGAGAGCUUUAUGUCAUGGAAAUAUCUGACAAUCCAGGCGUCCAUGAACCAGGUGAACCAGAGUUUAAGUACAUUGGCAAUAUGCAUGGGAAUGAGGUGGUGGGAAGAGAAUUGCUUCUGAAUCUCAUCGAAUAUCUCUGUAAAAACUAUGGGACAGACCCCGAAGUGACAGAAUUGGUCCAAAACACAAGGAUUCACCUUAUGCCAUCCAUGAACCCUGAUGGGUAUGAAAAGUCCCAGGAAGGAGACCAAGCAAGUGUAAUUGGUAGAAACAACAGUAACAACUUCGACCUGAACCGAAAUUUCCCAGACCAGUUCUUUCAAGUCACUGACCCUGCCCAACCAGAGACGAUUGCUGUAAUGAGCUGGUUGAAGAGCUAUCCAUUUGUGCUCUCAGCAAACUUGCAUGGAGGAUCUUUGGUUGUGAACUACCCCUACGAUGAUGAUGAACAAGGAAUAGCUUUAUACAGCAAAUCCCCAGAUGAUGCCGUAUUCCAACAAAUUGCACUAUCCUAUUCCAAGGAAAAUGCCCAGAUGUACCAGGGGAGCCCCUGUAAGAGCAUGUAUCCAAAUGAAUAUUUUCCUCAUGGAAUUACCAAUGGAGCUCACUGGUACAAUGUCCCAGGUGGUAUGCAGGACUGGAACUACUUGAACACAAAUUGCUUUGAAGUGACUAUUGAGUUAGGUUGUGUGAAAUAUCCUUAUGAAAAGGAUUUGCCAAAGUUUUGGGAACAGAACCGUAGAUCUCUUCUGCAGUUCAUAAAGCAGGUUCAUCAGGGUGUCCGGGGAUUUGUGCUGGAUGCUUCAGAUGGCAGGGGCAUUUUAAAUGCUACCAUCAGUGUUGCUGAAAUUAAUCACCCUGUCACCACUUAUAAGGCUGGAGACUACUGGCGCCUGCUAGUUCCUGGGAAUUACAGAGUCACAGCAUCUGCACGGGGAUAUAAUCCAGUCACAAAGAAUGUGACUGUUAGGAGUGAUGGUGCUAUACAAGUCAACUUCACACUUGUACCCUCGACAGCAGAUUCAAAUAACGAUGAAAAGAAGGGGAAAGCCUCUGUCUCAAACACCGAUGCAAGGGAUCCCACCACGAAAGAAUUUGAGACUUUAAUCAAGGAUCUUUCAGCUGAGAAUGGAUUGGAGCACCUUUUGUUAAGCUCAUCCCCGAAUCUGGCUCUCUAUCGGUACCACUCUUACAAAGAUUUAUCUGAGUUUCUCAGAGGACUGGUUAUGAACUACCCACAUAUUACAAAUCUCACUAAUUUGGGCCAAAGUGCUGAAUUCCGUCAGAUCUGGUCCCUGGAAAUCUCCAAUAAGCCUAAUGUUUCUGAGCCUGAAGAACCAAAGAUUCGAUUCGUUGCUGGUAUUCAUGGAAAUGCCCCCGUUGGCACCGAACUGCUUUUGGCAUUGGCUGAAUUUCUCUGCCUGAACUACAAAAAGAACCCAGCUGUUACCAAACUGAUUGACAGGACUAGAAUCGUAAUUGUGCCUUCGCUAAAUCCAGAUGGGCGUGAGCGAGCACAGGAGAAGGACUGCACCUCGAAGAUAGGGCAGACUAAUGCACGUGGCAAAGACCUGGACACGGACUUCCUGAGUAAUUCCUCACAGUCUGGGGGAAAGAGGCAACCGGAGACGAAAGCCAUCAUUGAAAACUUGAUUGAGAAACAGGACUUCAGUUUAUCCGUUGCUCUAGACGGUGGUUCUGUGCUGGUCACGUAUCCAUAUGACAAGCCUGUUCAGACAGUGGAAAACAAAGAAACUCUAAAACACUUGGCAUCUCUUUAUGCAAAUAACCACCCAUCCAUGCAUAUGGGUCAACCAGGCUGCCCAAAUAAAUCAGAUGAGAAUAUUCCAGGAGGAGUGAUUCGUGGAGCAGAAUGGCACAGUCACUUGGGCAGCAUGAAGGAUUACAGUGUCACGUACGGCCAUUGUCCAGAGAUCACAGUGUACACCAGCUGCUGUUACUUUCCCAGUGCAGGACAACUGCCUACACUGUGGGCAGAGAAUAAGAAAUCUCUCCUCAGCAUGUUAGUAGAGGUUCACAAAGGAGUGCGUGGAUUUGUUACCGAUAAGAGUGGAAAGCCAGUCUCCAAAGCAGUAAUUAUACUCAAUGAAGGGAUAAAAGUUCACACAAAAGAAGGAGGUUAUUUCCAUGUGUUGUUGGCCCCGGGUUUUCAUAAUAUCAAUGCCAUAGCCGAUGGAUUCCAGGAACAGCAUACCCAGGUCCUAGUUCGCCCCGAUGCAGCCAGCUCUGUGACCAUUACCUUCGACACGGACAACCGAUUAUUUGGCCUGCCAAGGGAGCUUGUGGUGACUGUAGCAGGUGCGACGAUGUCUGCGCUGAUCCUGACCGCCUGCAUCAUCUGGUGCGUCUGCUCCAUCAAGUCCAACAGGCACAAGGAUGGCUUCCAUCGGCUCCGGCAGCACCAUGACGAUUACGAGGAUGAGAUUCGCAUGAUGUCAACUGGCUCCAAAAAAUCCCUUUUAAGCCACGAGUUCCAGGAUGAAACAGACACUGAAGAGGAAACGCUGUACUCCAGCAAACACUGAAAUGCAGGCGUCUGCGUCUCUUCCCCCGCAUUCACACUAAGCAGAAGUGAGGCUCCCUGAUGGAGACCCAGCAGUAUUGGGGGCAUCUGUCCUGCUUCCAAAAGCGCUGGAAAGUUUACCUAAAUGGGUAACCUCAAGGAAUAUGGGUGGCAGUUCUGAACUUCUUUUCUAAGACCUCUCAUCUUUCGUAUUCUGUCCCUAUGUGAGAAUAGGGCAGGAGGCAGCAGAGGUGAUAUAGCUUUUUUUUUUCCUCCCCCCCCACUUUAAGGUCAGCUGUUUGGAGCUCAUAUUGUGACUGCCCAAAGCCAACUGGUAGAUGUUGUAUGGGCACGUCGUGUUACUAGUGGCGUUCGCUUGUCUAUUUUUUUACAUAUAUUUUAUUUAAGUGGCUAAGAGAAUCCAGAAACCUUAAUGCGGGGAAGGUGGCUAGAAUCUGUGGCAUUAAGCUUUAAAACUCUAGAUUUCUCUCAGCCUGCUGAGGGGAUUGUGAUGACUCAGGCGCACAGAACAGGGGUUUCUUCAAUCCAGGUGAAACACGUUGACUUGAGUUGUAGGUGAGUGGCAUCAGGAAGGAAAGCCUCUAUAUCUCACACUCUGCCUGUUCUAAGGCUGUUUAGGAACUGUCACGCUGUACUCUGAGGUGGGGCCAUACUACCUCUUACUAGGCUUAGCACAGCGCUUAAUCUCCCAAUUUUCCGGGAGUGUUUGCAGGUCCCCUGGGGAAAGUGGUGUUGCAGAGAGAUGAGAAGAGACCUAGCAACCGCUAACUCUAUGCAUAUAUUUUACCUUAAACUCGACAGAGGCCUGCUACUGCAAUUUACGAAUUUCUGGUUCCAAAAAAAUAAUGCUAGGCUGUUUCCUGAAUUGGAAUUUUCAUAUGCUGUGCGGCCUCAUUGCUUCAGAUGAUGCACCUAUUCACCAUACUACAGUCUUCUGAUUGAAAUCAGAACUAAAAGAUAGAGGUCUAAUUGCACAUUAUUUAACCAUUAUGCGGACCAAGGGGAUCUAGAGAUUGUGGCUCCAAUAUUAGCAGCAUAACAGCCUUAUAUGGUAACUCAGUAAUCCUCAUUCUCUUAGGGAUGAGCAAUUUGACCUAUCCUAGACAUACUGAGGGGCGAAAUGAAUGAAUUCUUGUACCCACUGAUUCUGUUGCCAACUUUUCUGACCGACUUUUAGCUAGACAAAACUUGUGUUUAAACACGGCCGCCUCCUAGCAAGCUAAAGACUGCUUGUAAGUCAUCAGUGUAGUGCACUAUUGCGGUCUUCACUUCCUCACUGUUAUUCAAAAUGCCUAAGAGGUUUGCGUUUUUUAUCACGUCUAUCGACUUUCCCUGUUCAGUAAACAAUGAUGUGUUUGGUAAGUAUGAUAUUUCUUAGCAACCAUUCAAAGUGGUGCAAUAGCUCUGCUGCUACUUCUCUCUUACAAGUCAGUGAUGGCUCUGAAACCUCGCCAACCUUACCACCGCCUCUGCGGAUUGCCCGCUUGUCCGUUCCUCUUUGUCAUCCCGAAGCACCCUUUAGGAGGGGCCUGUCCAUUCUACAUAAUGGGGGCACGGAAGGAUGCGUCUGAAGUGGUUUGGAAACAGCCAGCGUGGAGCUGUUGGACUGGGUUAGUGAGAAGCCACUUUUACAUUUCAGUGGUUCUAGGCCCCUCAGUGCUGAUCAGAAAGGCUUCUCCAGUCAGGAAUUUGUAGCGGGCCGUCAUGGAAAAGUAAUGAAACCUUUAUUCCCCCCACCACCUUUUUUUCUCCCACUUCCCACCCCCACCAUGACUGGUGUUUCUGGGGGAAAGUCAAGUGGCUUUACUGCUUUAUUCCAUCUGAAGCCGCUGGUCCUUGGGCAGGCAACCCUCAGACUGGCUCCAGCACUUGGCUUCAGACUGUAAUCUGACCAGUGGCAGGCCCCACUUGGUACAUUGCAGCAGGCUUUUCCACCUCUGCAAGAUGCUGCCUUUUUAAUCCUAUUGAACUCAACAUCACUGCCUUAUCACUCCUCAUUGGCCAACAGGGGACUGCCUUCCAGUCGACAGACGCAUUCAUGGACAGAUUGAAUUAUUUUGGUAAUUCCUUCCAGAAAAUCAGUCAUAUCCAGCUGACAGGAUUGGGUUAGGAAGGAAUGAUGGAAAGCCUUCCCCCAUCCAUAAGUAAUGUUUUAAAAACAUUGUGCUCUGUACCUAGUCAAUCCCAGUUUGUAUUCCCCCCCAUUCUGAUCAGUGUGAUGACUACAAAUCUACCAGGUUUUGUGUUCUGAGCCCUUGCUUGAUGUUUUGUGGGAGGAAGAAGAGUAACCACAUAACACCGAAAGCUACUUGUGUUUCGAGCCGUCAGGUGAAGUGCGUUACAGCCAGCGUUAAUUCGCCCUUCAGUUUUCACUGGAGAUUUUAAAGAGCAUUACUGUAUUAAGAAAGUAGCUUAAAUUAAGUUUGCCUUUCCCUGUAAGGCAGAAGUCUUACCCAGGACUGAAGUAACCCUGUCCAGCAGGAGGGCAGAGUGCUAGGUUACUGGACUGAACCUCAAAAGAUGGGCUGUGCGGGGUUUAGUGGGGACGACAGACUUUAGGGAAUGGGGUUUCUUCGAAUCAGUGCUGCCAUUUCAGAGACCAUCGGGGCAGGGAUGAGACCAGUUUGUCGUGAAACUGGGUCGGCCCCAGUUUUCUCCCGUCCCCCGUGUAAAGUGUUGUCUAGCUGGAUGAUCACCGGGUGCAUUCUGCAGUGUCCUCUGGGGUGAUCCAAUCCCCAGCCCUGCUCUUAACUAUGGUGAGUUUGGAGCCUUCAUUCAUAAGGGCAAAGAUGAUGAAGUAGAGAAGAUUAAAACUGUAUGCCUAUGCUUUAAUCAGUGAACCUUUUCCAGUGAUGCAAAUGCGAUCAUUUUAAGAGAAGGAAAAACUCUGCUUCGGUUCAGUUUCUAAAGGGAUGAGAGGACUCUUUCCUGGUGAUGUGAGGGACUCAUGGAAACUCACUGAAAGGAAUUCUGCCUGGAACCUGCUCAACCUUUGGAGGAGGAAAUGUUGCAUUUUUGGCCUGGUUGUUAUCAGUCAGAGUUUCUGCCUGAAUAAGAUAUUAUUCCACCUGAAAAAAAAAAAAGAUAAAUGUGAUAUGUUGAACUUGUAAAUUGUGAUUUGGCAAAUAUGAAUAAAAACGGAAACUUUGCCAACAGUGUUACUGAUCUGCGUAUGAUUAGAAAUAGGGCAAUUCAGAGUUUUGUCUUCACGACCUGUUCCUGGCAUUCCAAACACCCCUCGGCAUUAAGCGUUUUUGUUACCGCUCUUAUAUUUGCAAGAAAUGUAGUCUUUGUGCCAGGUUUGUGUCUGCUGAAUGAAAGCCUUUUGGCUAAGAAGGCUUUAAUUCCGUAAUGCAGCUUGGCCUAGUGGAAAGAGCCCAGACCUUCUCAUCCCAGUUCCACCGCUUGUCUGCCGUGACCUUGGGCACCUCACUUAACUCCUCUGUGCCUGCUUUCUCAUCUGUAAAAUGGGAAGUAAACCCCACUCCCUCCUCCUUAAAAUGAGAGCCUCAUGGGGGACAAGAGCUGUGCCUAACCUGAUUUUCUUUUAUCUACCCAGCACUUGGUACAGUGCUUGGCACAUAGUAAGUGCUUAACCAGUACCAUAAUAAUAAUGGAACUAUAACGCAGGGCCUCAACAGGGCAAUACCACGAACAGCAAGCCAACCAGCUUUUGCAGGAACAAACCUGCCUGAAAUUUUCCCCUUAAGUUGCGCUUUCAUUUUUAACAAAAAAGCAACAUUGCAGACCAAGCUGAACAAUAUUUUUUCCUGGUCUUGCAUUUUUUAUGUCCCGUCUCUGGGCCUCUGCUUUAAUUAAAAGGACGGGGUGACUGGGGUCAGCUCCCGACUACCCUCCGGAGCAGAGGUGUGGGUUUGCCGGGCGCAAGAUCUUCCGUCUUCCCACCCAAUACCCUCAGCAAUAACUGUUAGUCUAGCAGCCUGCCUACGUUUCAGAUCAGUGGCACAGACAUUUUCUACUUUGCGGGAUGUAUUUUGAGAUUUACUAGAGUAAAUGGACAUUCGGGGUUCACUGGGUAUGAAUUACUAUGUAAAUGUGCGUGAUUGAAACUUUUAUAAGCAGCGUAAGAUGAAUGUACUAUACAUUCUAAUUUGGCCAGCCUUCUUGGGGCACUGAUUUAGAGGUAUUUUAUUCUCAGCUUAAAAUUCAGCAUUUCACAAAUCCGAGCCCUUGAGUUCUCUGGUUCCAACCAGUCUCAGUAAUUAUUUUCAUGAAGUGCCCAGCCAACGUAAGCUCGUGUCAAGUGCUUCAGUCUUUGGUUUAUAACAUGCACCGUGCCUUCAAAAUGAGAAAAUUUCAAAGGGACUUAAAUGGAGUUGAACGAUAGUUUUAAAAAAAACCCUGUAAUUUAUGUGAAUUCUAACUAUGUACCGAGGGCCUUUUGUUUUUUUACAUGUAAAAAAUCUAAUAACCUGUAUAAAAGUUAUUUUAUGA